AUGGCAGACUUCAACUGGACAAAGAAAUGCGAAGAAAUCGCCAGAGAGACCGAGGGAAUGAGCGGCAGAGAGUUGUCGAAGUUGGUACUGGGAUGGCAGUGUUAUUCUAUUUAUUGGGCACUUUUUUACUUUGGGGGGAUCGCACGCGAGCAAGCUCGCGCAUGCCACGCCUACCGCGCAUGGCCUCAGCCUAAGGUGACCUCAGCCUCAUCUAAGCGUAGCCUCAGAUCGUUCGAUGCUACAGCAGAGGCUAGCAAGCGAACUCAGGCUUAG
This is a messenger RNA of Anisakis simplex (herring worm), 273 nucleotides long. NCBI's taxonomy places the organism in Eukaryota, Metazoa, Nematoda, Chromadorea, Rhabditida, Anisakidae. The record is from the annotation of a GenBank genome assembly.